AGAAGCCUGUAGAAGAAGAAGAAGAAAGUAGUGUAAUUGUAGUCGGUUCAAUUCGUGGUCAGUGAUUGCAUAUAGUUCUUCUGGAUAGAAUAUGGCUACGAUUCAUGGACGGUUCGUUCCGAUUCUUCUCGUAUUUGUGUGGUGUUUCGCCAAUAAUAUAGUUAGAAGCCAAAGAAAAACCGAUGGAGAAGACAAAAAGCACGGCGAUUUUGAAUGUCCCCACAGCACCGGUAAUGGAAAUUACGCGGAUCCCGCAACGUGUAAAAGAUUUUAUCAGUGUGUGGACGGAUUUCCUUACGUGAACAGGUGCCCAUCAGGACUAUAUUUCGACGAUAUUUCCAAAUUCUGCACGUUCAAAAACGAAGCUAGAUGUGGUCCCAUAGCCUCAACACCAGCUCCGGUCACGGAAGAACCAACGGACCUAGCUACAAAGUGCAAUCACGAAAAAUGCACAUUACCAUACUGCUUUUGCUCCAAAGACGGCACUCUCAUUCCCGGCGGAUUGGACCCGGAAGAUACUCCUCAGAUGAUAAUGCUAACGUUCGACGGGGCCGUAAACUUGAAUAAUUACGAUCACUACAGGAAAGUCCUCAACAACAAACAUCAAAAUCCGAACGGCUGUGAUAUCAGAGGGACGUUCUUCGUAUCGCACGAGUACAGCAACUAUCACAUGAUACAAGAAUUGGCCAGCGAGGGCCACGAAGUAGCCACUGAAACUAUAUCGCUACAAACUGGUUUGGAAAACAAAGGGUACGAAGAAUGGGUCGGAGAAAUGGUGGGAAUGAGGGAUAUACUUAAGCACCUUUCAAACAUAUCUAAGAGUGAUGUUGUAGGAAUGAGGGCGCCUUUUUUGAAGCCAGGACGCAAUACUCAAUACAAAGUGCUUGAAGAGUUCGGGUACAUAUACGACAGUUCUAUUGGUGCUCCCGCUCUACCUGUACCAGUUUGGCCGUACACUUUGGAUUACAAAAUCCCUCACGAAUGCAAAUCUGGAACCUGUCCCACAAAAUCCUUUCCAGGUGUUUGGGAAGUUCCUAUGAACACCCACUACGUAGAAGACUUCGAGGGCGGCCACUGCCCCUACCUGGACCAAUGCGUCCUCCACAACCACGACGCAGACGAGGUGUUCCAAUGGCUCCAGGAAGACUUCCUCAGGUACUACGACCAGAACAGAGCCCCCUACAUGAUGCCUUUCCACACCAACUGGUUCUCCAUAAAGGAACUCGAGCAAGGCCUGCACAAGUUCUUAAGCUGGACGCAAACAUUAUCUGAUGUUUGGUUUGUAACGGUGACCCAAGCACUGACGUGGAUGACGGACCCCAAGCCGCUGAGCCAAAUCAGGAACUACGAGCCGUGGGACUGCAAGAAGCGCGACAACCUGCCCCCGAAGCCGUGCAAGAUCCCCAACAAGUGCGCGCUGGCGUUCAAGCGGCCCGAGAUCAACAUCACGGACACCCGGUACCUGGAGACCUGCAACGAUUGCCCUCGCCAGUACCCUUGGUUGGACGACGCCAGCGGCUCGGGGAUACCCGGCAAGGACAACUACGUGCCGGACAACGUGAGGAAAUGAAGGCCGGACGGGAACGAUGAGGUAGUGGAUCCGUACGUUUGAUCGCUGGUAAAAUUUUACGUCGAGUCGUCCAUCUGAUUGCGGAAUUGUAUAUAAUAGGUAAAUGCGAGUGAUUUUUUGAGCGGUCAAAUGGGUAGUUUUGUUUUGUAUUUAUUUGAAGUAGGUACCUAAAUUUCAUUAAAAAAAUUCUGUUG
Messenger RNA from Phyllotreta striolata, 1764 nucleotides. NCBI's taxonomy places the organism in Eukaryota, Metazoa, Arthropoda, Insecta, Coleoptera, Chrysomelidae. The record is from the annotation of a GenBank genome assembly.